Molecule: messenger RNA, 888 nt
Organism: Protopolystoma xenopodis
Lineage: Eukaryota; Metazoa; Platyhelminthes; Monogenea; Polystomatidea; Polystomatidae
Source: the annotation of a GenBank genome assembly
CUGCCCAGAUGGCUUUUUAAUAUCAUUCCUGUUUGCAGGAAAGAUAUUAUCAGCCCUUUCACCGAAUCCAUUUUCGGGAACCCUGACAAGGAGAGUCGUGAUGUUCCAUCGUCGUGUUACUCAUUUGUUCUUUGUUGCCUAUCACGACCGGCCUUACGGGCUUUCGCGCCACUUGAUCCUCAUUUUGCCAUCCUGCCCCGUUUCCCGCCCCCCCGCCGGCAUGACAACGGUAUUCCGUCUCCAGACCAGGAGACGGUUACACGCGGCUGUCUCAGCAAUCUGCUGCUCAACUCCAUGUACCGUCUCGACAUCCCUCAAGUGCGUCGGCAUGGCUACUGCGUGAACUCUCGCGACAACAUGCAGUAUUGGCUGCAGCAGGGCGAAACGGGCCAAAUCAACCUCGCGGAGUUAGUGAUGGGCGUCGAACAUGACUCAGCACACGACUCGAAGCGGUUCUGCUUCUGUAACGACUGGAAUGGCUGCAAUCCGGCCUCCCAAUUCCGCCGGCCCGCUUGGCCUCUCUACGCCCUGGCCAGUCUGGGCUUGAGCCUUGCCGGUCUUCUGCCUGCCUUCCUAUACCGGCAGAGGUGGUUUCCACAGAUGGAUUUCUUCGUUUAUCGGCUGCGUUCUUCCGCGAUUAUUUUCUUAAUACGCUGCCUCGUUGUUAUGGCGGCUAGAUUUUGUAAUUUUUCCCGAGCACUCGAUACGUACAGGUCUCCGAGCCGACCUCCUCCUGUUUGCCUUCUUCACCACUGCAAUAAAACCUGUAAACAUCUUUUGCCAAUCUGCCUGGCCCCUCCAUCGGGCUUAGGAAGACCCAGAGAACAAGCCUGCGUUUUAUCGCGAAGGCCACUUUUUGUUCACUCUCCAAAUGUUAUAAAUGCAUAG